Messenger RNA from Dreissena polymorpha, 2320 nucleotides. RefSeq lists its product as uncharacterized. The coding region runs from base 145 to 1902 and encodes 585 amino acids. NCBI's taxonomy places the organism in Eukaryota, Metazoa, Mollusca, Bivalvia, Myida, Dreissenidae. Gene Ontology annotation, cellular component: nucleus. The record is from RefSeq and is a predicted model, not a curated record. Gene Ontology annotation, molecular function: DNA binding. The transcript has 2 exons.
ACUCGUACCCCACUGUAUCGCGGCAUUCAUUGUAUCGCGCUAUUUUUAUAACUCUGAAUAUUUCGCUUCCACUGCCACCUAGCGGUUGUUUACGUUAGUAACUCCUUACUUUCGUUUUCUUUUUGACAUAUUUCCGGCGAAAAGAUGUUCCGAGUCGCGGAACCUCAACCAAAAAAACAGCGUCUCUUGUAUGACAGAGAAAAUCUCCAGAGGGCGUAUGAGGCCACUUUGGGUGGUGUUUCUGCGUACAGAGCCUCAAGGAUGUUCGCUGUACCAGAAACAACACUUAGGGAUAGAAUUAAAGGUCGCGUUGAUGUUGAGGCAAAAGUUGGUCACGAGACCAUUUUCACAAUAGAGGAAGAAAAGAAGUUGUACGACCACGUGACCUAUAUGGCUGAAAUUGGAUUUGGGUACACCAAGAAAUCAGUACAAUAUAUGGGGAGAGAUUAUGCUGAGUCUUUGGGAAAGACAAUGAAGCCGGACCAAAAAUGCCUUAGUGACAACUGGUUUUAUGGAUUUUCCAAACGCUGGCCUGAACUGAAGUCAUCAAAACCUCAAAAACUGGAUCUUUCAAGAGCGAAAACAUCAAGAGAAACACUAAAUAAAUACUAUGAUGAACUUUUCAAUGUACUAACAGAGAACAAAAUAAUAGAUAAACCUCAGAAGAUAUUCAAUAUUGACGAAUCUGGUGUCAACAGUGAACACACCCCACCAAAAAUCAUCUGCAAAAAGGACACUGUGCCACAAAAUAUAACCUCUGCAAGAUCAUCCACAGUAACCAUAAUAGCAGCUGGUAAUGCUGCUGGUCAAAGUGUUCCACCAUAUUAUGUCUUCCCAGGACAACGCUGGAAUGAUGAAUUUUUGAAUGGAGCAUGUCCAGGGUCAGCAGGGGAGAUGUCGAAAUCUGGAUGGUCCAAUACAUCAGUGUUUUUGAACUAUCUGACGAAACAUUUCAUUGCCUAUGUUCCUACAGACAGCGAACAUCCCACACUCAUAUUGUACGAUGGUCACCGCUCACACAUUUCAUUAACAUUGGCUGAAUGGGCAAAAGCGAACAAUGUCAUCCUUUUUGUUCUGCCUCCACACUCAAGUCAUGUAACCCAGCCCCUGGAUGUAGGCAUUUUCGGGCCCUUCAAAAACAUAUACUAUCAAGAGUGUCAGCACUUCAUGAAGUUAAAUCCUGGCUUGAACAUCACCAAAUACAAUAUUGCCCAACUUACAGCAAAGCCCUAUCUGAAAGCACUUUCUCCAGAAAAUUUAAUAUCAGCAUUCAAGAAGACUGGAAUAUCACCAUACAACAAAUUAGCAAUUAGUGACUCCCAGAUAGCACCAUCUACAAUAUUUGAUCAACCGGAUAUAACCAUGGAAUCAACAACACCAAGUGAAGGAACACCAAACCUGAUGCAGAAUGCUGGUGAUGCAAAACAAGCUUCUGAAUAUCCAGCUGUUGAUUUCUUUUCCAAAAAGACAAUCACUCAGGCAGUUAAGCCCAAGCCUAAAAGAUUUGUGCCUCCAUUUAAAGUAACAGGCAACAUGAUGGACGAAAAGAAUGUUCAGCAGCUAACAGCUGCAGCCCACACAUCAGCAGUCGCUCGUGAUCCUGAAGUUAAAGAAAAGGACACACAAAAGGCACCUAUACCAAGUACAUCUGGACUCAGCAAACAACAAGUGCCCAUUUUGAGUCCUGAGGAUGCGAACAGCGAUGAGGACAUUGAGACCGACUCUGAAUCAUGUUGCGUUUGCAAUAGUUUUGAGCCUGCAGGCAUUGACAAUUUCCCAUACAUAACAUUGGUUACAUGGGGAAAAUGUGACAAAUGCCCACAUUGGACUCAUUUGAAAUUAUGUACACAUGUGAGAGUAAUACGAAGGGACACUGAAUUUCUGUGUCCACAUUGUGAAUAAACAUGUUUACAGUCUUAUGAUUGAACACACAGAUUAAUUCUCUGUGUAAAAGUUAAAACUGAUUAAAAAUCUUAUUUUUGAUAAAAUUGUGAUUUACACUGUUUAUAAUGAUAACAAAAUAUGUUAUGUACCCUAUUAAAUUUUUUUAUGGCAAUUGUUGCCCACCAUACUUGAAAAAUUUUCCUUUUGUAAAAUUAGCGCGAUAUAAUGGAGUGACCUAGAUUUCACGGACGAUUUGACAGGUUAUGACCUUUCUUCUUUAACGUCUCUAAUUCUCACACCAAAGUAAAAUAAAUGCGCUUGUUUUGUGAAAUAAUGAUUUUUUUAGGGAUUGGAUAUAAACUUUAGGUAAUAUAUCGGCUUUUUUGCAAGCAAGUAAUUGAUUUUCGACAAGUACCGCGAUACAGUGGGGUCCCAU